Messenger RNA from Closterium sp. NIES-65, 6030 nucleotides. NCBI's taxonomy places the organism in Eukaryota, Viridiplantae, Streptophyta, Zygnematophyceae, Desmidiales, Closteriaceae. The record is from the annotation of a GenBank genome assembly.
AUGGCGUCCCGAGAGGUCAUUCGAGCCGCGUCGUUGCUUUUCGGUUUGGUGUGCCUCUGCCGUCUGGUGGUGCUAAUCGACCCGACGAAAGGCAGUCCGCUGGCGUCGCUCCGCGCGUUCAAGGGGCCAUCGGGGCACGUGCCCUUCCCCAACAAGUGCCCAGCGCACCCCUUCAGGGGUGAGUGGCGCAGCGUGGCGUUCGGCCCCGCGCAGCGCACGCUGCUGGCCGCGGCGAGCUACAGCACGACGGGCGCGCUUCGCCUGCCGGAACUCACGGACGCGCUGCACGUGUUCGACACGGUCGCAGCGGACGUCACGGCGCGAGUGUCGCUGAACAACACGCCGGAUAGCGUUUACUUCGUUCCCAUCGCUAACGAGGUGUGGGUGCACGCGGCCGACGUGGCGGACCGCUAUUCGUUCUCCAUUCUGUCGGCGCAGCCACCGUACACGGAGGUGCACAGCCAGGGAAUCAACACCAUGCUCCCCGCGGGGCGCGCGCGCUUGCUUCAGAGCCCCAACCUGGGCACGCGCGGCUAUCUGACGACCUCGGGAUCAUCGGGGGUGUACACAGUCGACCUCGCGCGCCCCUCUACCGCGCCCGCGCUCUUCCUCUCCUUCCAGGAAGCUGCCGCCGUCUCACAGCGCGCCUGCCCCGGCGCGCUUUCCAGCGCGUAUGCGCGCGUGCUGCGCCACACAUUCGUCUCCUGCGCGCUUCCGCCCGCCGCCUCCCCCGUCUCCCCUGCUGACGGCGGGAUCGGGAUCGGUGUGAGCGAGGCGGGCGCGGGCGCGCGGAAGGCGAGCGUGGCGGAUGGAUUGGCGGGAGCGGGGAAGCUGGCGACGGUGCAGAUCGAUGCGCGCACGAACCGGAUCGUGGCCGUCUGGCCGUUCGCUGGCGAGCUGUACAUGGCGCCGGACGAGAGCUUCCUCUUCGUGCUGGAUGCGACAAACAAGGCCAUCCACAUGCUGCAGCUGAGUGCCGUCCAGCCGCCGCCCGCGCAGCCCAACGGGCAGCCGCAGCCCACGCCGCGGCCGCGCCCCAACGUGACAGCGUGGCAGCCGCUGACGUUCAACGUGGACUACACGCCGCUCAGGAUGGUCUUCACUCCCAAGCCGCCGCACUACCUGGUGUACAUAAGCGUGUCGGAGGGCGGCGUGAUAGGGCGGCUGGACAUGCAGCAGCUGAUGCAGUGCGGCAGCGGGUGCUCGGCAGGCAACAUGCAGUCCUUCGUGCAAUUCGAGCAGCAGAUGGGCGAAAACUCACCUCCAAGAGGUGGCCUCGUGCUCUCGCGGCCGGUGGCAGCAGGUGGGGGCUACGUGUGCCAGGUGGCGGCGUACGAUCGCAGCAUAGUGUGCUUGGAGGAGGCCACGGGUCAGAAGACUCCCUACGCCAACAUCAGCGACGUGCAACACUUGAUCAACCAGUCCAUGGCUCCCGAAGAGGGAGAGGGCAAUUGCGUGGGCUACGCCGCGCACGACGCGAGCGGGGUGCUGGCGCCGUGGAUAUUCAAUCGCAGGGAGGUGGGGCGGAGGGACGUGAAGAUCCGCAUCACUCACUGCGGCGUCUGCCACAGCGACGUGCAUUUCACCCGCAAUGACUGGGGCUACUCCCUGUACCCCAUGGUCCCCGGGCACGAGAUCGUGGGGGUGGUGGAGGAGGUGGGAGCGCAAGUGAGCAAGGUAGCAGUGGAGCAGCGGGUGGGAGUGAUGGGCAUCAUGGGGUCGUGCGGGGAGUGCGAGGCGUGCAGGCAGCACGAGGAGCAGUUCUGCGCCAAGUGCCUCUUCACCUCCAACUCCGUUGACCCUCACUCACCGUCUGGCGAGGCCACCUAUGGCGGCUACUCCUCCUUCAUCGUUUGCGAUGAGCACUUCGUCCUCUCCAUCCCUGCUGAGCUGGCAUCUGACGUGGCAGCGCCCCUGCUGUGCGCUGGCACCACAGUCUACUCCCCCAUGAUGCACUACGGCGCCAACAAGCCGGGCAUGCGCCUGGGGGUGGCAGGGCUGGGCGGGCUGGGCCACGUAGCAGUGCAGAUGGGGCGCGCGUUUGGCAUGCACGUCACGGUGCUGAGCAUACAGCCGGAGCAAGAGAGGGACGCUAGGGAGCUGUUUGGGGCUGACCAGUUCAUUCUCACCACGGAUGCAGCCGCCAUGAAGGCAGCAGCGGGCUCACUGGAUGUGAUCAUCGACACGGUGCCGGUGCAGCAUGAGUCGGGGCCCUUCCUCGACCUGCUCACAUUCAACGGGGAGCUGCUCGUUCUCGGCAUUCCUGUAGCCCCCUUCACUCUCCGUGCAAGCCAGCUUGUAUUCGGGCGCAAGAUGGUUGCGGGUGGGUUGGUUGGAGGAAUCAAGGAGACUCAAGAGAUGCUGAAGUUUUGUGCAAAGAAGGGUGUGGCGCCCAUAGUGGAGAGGCUUGACAUCAAAGACAUUAACAAGGCACACGAACAAGGCGAGGGUAACUGCGUGGGUUACGCUGCGCGCGACGCGAGUGGGGAGCUGACGCCAUGGAGGUUCCAUCGGCGGGAGGUGGGGCCCGGGGACGUGAAGAUCCGCAUCACUCACUGCGGCGUCUGCCACAGCGACGUGCACCUGGCGAGGAACGAGUGGGGCAACUCCAUGUACCCCAUCGUUCCCGGCCACGAAAUCAUAGGAGUGGUUGUGCAGGUGGGAGCGGACGUGAGCAAGGUGGCAGCGGGGCAGCGAGUGGGCGUGGGGUGCAUGGUGGGGUCGUGCGGUGAGUGCGUGGCGUGCAGGCAGCACGAGGAGCAGUCGUGCCCCAAGUGUGUUUUCACGUACAACUCUGUCGACCCGCUCUCGCCGUCCGGCCAGUCCACCUACGGCGGCUACUCCUCCUUCAUCAUUUGCAAUGAACACUGUGUCCUCUCCAUCCCUGCUGAGCUGGCAUCUGACGUGGCAGCACCUCUGCUAUGCGCUGGCAUCACAGUCUACUCCCCCAUGAUGCGCUACGGCGCCAACAAGCCGGGCAUGCGCCUGGGGGUGGCAGGGCUGGGCGGGCUGGGCCACGUGGCAGUGCAGAUGGGGCGGGCGUUUGGCAUGCACGUCACCGUGCUGAGCACGUCGCAGGGCAAGGAGAGGGAGGCGAGGGAGGUGAUGGGAGCGCACAGGUUCAUUGUCACCAAGGAUGCUGACGCCAUGAAGGCAGCAGCGGGCUCAUUGGACGUCAUCAUCGACACGGUCUCAGCGCAGCAUGAGCUGGGGCCCUAUCUCGACCUCCUCACGUUCAACGGAAAGCUGCUGCUCCUCGGCAUCCCACCUGCACCCUUCACUCUCCAUGCCAGUCAGCUUGUGUUUGGGCGUAAGAUGGUAGCAGGAAGUUUGAUAGGAGGAAUCAAGGAGACUCAAGAAAUGCUGGAGUUUUGUGCAAAGAAUGGUGUGGCUCCCCAGGUUGAGAAAAUUGCUAUCGGAGAGAUCAACAUGGCAUAUGACCGUUUACUUCAGGGUGACGUGAAGUAUCGCUUUGUCAUCGAUGUGGAGAAUAGCUUGAACGCUUCGGCAGGGUCCCCUAGUGGCUCCGACGAGUCGACGCCCUCGCCGGCUUACCACACUCUCGCCGCUGGCCACGUCAGUGCGAUUCGUCAGUCCGCGAGUACCUCGGCGCUCGAACCGCCGUCGAGUGUCCGCCGGAGCAGCAGCGGCAGUGCGGCGCCGAGACGCACGGCGAAGACAACCCGCGAAAACAACCUUCGAAGAUCCGAUCAACUCGACGCGGCUAGUGCUCGUACGGCGAAUGCUUCGUCAUCCGCCGACGCGUGUGCAGCGGCACGCUCGCGGCCCGGCCCGAGAUCCAGCUCCGAGAUGGGCGGCGCCGCGGCGACGAGACUCGCAGUCCCCCAAUCCCGUCAACUGCGCCACAACGACACGUGGCAUGGCGAGUCGCUCGAUCGCUUGGCGAUCCCGAGGGCGCGGACCGACGUCACUCGUCCGUCGCAUCAUUUGUCGCCGCGAGAAGCGCCGCGACUGCAGCUUCCCCGCGCAGCAGCAGGCCCUGGCGGACAGCGCGCCGAGCCCGCCUCUUCCGGCUCUUCCCAUCAUCCCUCGCCGCGACUGCAGCUUCCCCGCGCAGUGACAAACCCUGGCGGGCAGCGCGCCGAGCCCGCCUCUUGCGCUCCCCAUCACCCCUCGCCGCGCUCGUCCGGCGGACGCGCCGCGACUCGCGGGACACUAAAGAGCGGUUCGGACCCAGAUCUGGCGGCUAGAGAGUCCAGCUUUGCAAAUUCGACGACGCUGACACGUGUCAUGCCCUCCGCAGUCGCCGCUGAUUCCGACACGCGGGCCAUGCUCCACGCGCAGCCGCAGCGCCCAAGCGACAGGGCGAGAGGGUCGACGACGACGCUGAGCCGUCAGAUCCCGCGGCCCGCAGCCCUUGUGAUUGAUUGCGACGCAGGCGAUGAUGAUGACGUGGCCGAGCUGCCAUUAUCAGCGAGGAACCACCACGCGUCGCCUGCUAGUCACACCCGCCAACGCCGCGAUAGGCGCAGCCCCGGUGGACCCGGCGCCAACCACAGUGAUUCCCCCCGCGGGACGACCGUGGGAAAGGCGCAAGGGGGAAGGGCGCACGGGGGAAGGCGCUCCGCCGUGGCGCAAACCUCUCCCCCCUCCUCAGCCUCCCCCCUGGACCCCGCAUCCCCUUCCCCCACCUCCCCCCGCUUUCCCUGCGCCAUCCCCUCGCCUCGACUCAUCCCCCUGGCAGCUCCCACAGCCUAUCAGCAAUCGCCACGUCAGCAGGUGCUACCAUCGGCCUCUCUGGGCGGCAGCUCCCCUGCAAUCCACCGGCAAUCAACAAUCGCCACCGGGAGUCCGACUUCGCAGCCUGCUGCUACGAGGGGGGGGCAGAGGAGGGGCAGCAACGGCGGAGGCACCAGCAGCAGCAGGCAGCUGAGUCGCUUCCACACGUGGGACAGCGCGCUGCUCGAUGGCGAGCCCACGCCGCAGAUAACACCUCCCCCAGGUCCCCCCUCCUGCCGUGAGCACCGGCCCCCGAGGGAUUUUUCCGGCCGCCAGCACACGGAGGGCCAGUCAGAGCAGCUGUGGGCUGAAGGCGCUGAGUGGGAGGAGGGGGAGUGGCGGGGCGCGGAUGGCGGUAGUGCUGUUGGUGGUCCACAGGCAGCAGCUGCGACGGUGCAUGGUGCAGCGCUCUGCGCUCGCCCCUUGACUCAGUGGCACUCGCACUCGCUCCAGCACGUGCAGCCUCCUGUAGCGGAGCAUCCCAUAGCGGAGCAUGGCAUCGCAGAGCAUCUCGUUGCGUUGCAACCGAUGGCGCAACAUCCUAUAGCGGAGCAUGCCAUGGUGGACGGUCUCACGGUGCUCCACCGUCGCUCUCGCACUCUCGACCGCCGCCCUGCUCCCUCCGAGUCGCUCCCUGACUGCCACCUUCCCCAGCGUGCGGCAUGUGAUGAGCGGGCUUCGCGGCACGCUCGUGUGGGCUCGCAUGGCGGUGUGUGUGUGCAUGUGCAGAGAGUUGGAGGGAUGGCCGGAGCGGGAGAGAAUGCGCAGUGGGUGGGGGGGGAUGAGGAUUGGCGCAUGGUGCAGGAGACGCCAUGGAAAGAGGAGGGUGAAGGGGAGGACGUGGAGGCAACGAGAGGGUGGCAAUGGGAAGCGGAGGGGGAUGGUUUGGAGCGAGGAAGGGUUGAGAGGCAUGACCCCAUACAGGCGCAAGUGCCGAACCCUGCCUUGGUUUCGGACCUCGGAGAUGGGCCGCCGAGGAACCAAACCCGAAAAACAAACCCUUUCCAGCAUUGCACUGCUGUCAGUGCGUCCUUGGAUGGCAGCAAGCAACAGAGCAGGCUGCGGGGCAGACCUGAUGGGCAGAGAUCCGGUGAAAAUGAUGAUGUAGGACAGGUGAGGGGGAGUGAGAACAAGGGGAGCUCCAAGAGCAGGGAGAAGCCCAAAAGCAAGCUGCAGAGGUCGCUGAGUGAUGACGAGGAGGAGGAACAAGCCAAGGUUGUGAGACUGAGUCGUGAUGGCAGCAGCAGGCUCAAGCAGCAGGGGAAAAGGGGUGCUGUACUAAAAGUGUAG